This is a messenger RNA of Tricharina praecox, 1657 nucleotides long. RefSeq names its product putative hydroxymethylglutaryl-CoA synthase. Gene Ontology annotation, molecular function: hydroxymethylglutaryl-CoA synthase activity. The transcript is spliced from 4 exons. Bases 249 to 1625 code for a protein of 458 amino acids. Lineage: Eukaryota; Fungi; Ascomycota; Pezizomycetes; Pezizales; Pyronemataceae. The record is from RefSeq and is a predicted model, not a curated record. Gene Ontology annotation, biological process: ergosterol biosynthetic process; acetyl-CoA metabolic process.
UCAAUCAACCCCCCCAACUCGCCUCCAUAAAGUGCUCGUGCUGCCCCUCUCCCGUCCGCCUUUGGCUGCUUCCUGCUAAAUCUCGCCGUCACCCGAACUCUCCUCCUUCUCCUUCUCUUCUCACCAGCUCGUAUCGUCGUUGUUUCCCACGCCUUCCAUUGUCCAAUUCACGAGUCCUUUAGCUUCCUCACGACGCGAUCCUCAAAACUAUCAAUCUUCUCCCUACACGCACCCUAACCUCUCCAACCAUGUCUGCCCGUCCUGAGAACAUUGGCAUCAAGGCCAUUGAGAUCUACUUCCCCAACCAGUGCGUUGAGCAAUCUGAGCUCGAGAAGUUCGAUGGUGUCUCCACCGGAAAGUACACCAUCGGCCUUGGCCAGACCAAGAUGGCCUUCUGUGAUGACCGUGAGGACAUCUACUCGAUGGCCCUGACCGUCACCCAGUCCCUCAUCGAGAAAUACAGCAUCGACACCGACUCGAUCGGACGCCUCGAGGUCGGCACCGAGACCAUCUUGGACAAGUCCAAGUCCGUCAAGUCGGUCCUCAUGAAGCUCUUCGGCAAGAACACCAAUGUCGAGGGUGUCGACACUCUCAAUGCCUGCUACGGAGGCACCAACGCCCUCUUCAACGCCAUCAACUGGGUCGAGUCCUCCGCCUGGGACGGCCGUGAUGCAAUUGUCGUUGCCGGUGACAUUGCUCUCUACGCCAAGGGUGCCGCACGCCCAACCGGAGGUGCUGGAGCCGUUGCCAUGCUCAUCGGACCCGACGCCCCGCUCGUCUUCGAGCCUGGCAAGAGGGGAAGCUACAUGGCCCACGCCUACGACUUCUACAAGCCCGACCUGACCAGCGAGUACCCCGUUGUCGAUGGCCACUUCUCCAUCCGCUGCUACACCGAGGCCGUCGACGCGUGCUACAAGGCAUACAACAAGCGCGUUGCCACUCUUGCCGCCAACCGGACAGCCAACGGUUCCAACGGAGUCAACGGCGCACCUGCCGAGGGUCUCGACCGAUUCGACUACCUGCUCUUCCACGCCCCCACCUGCAAGCUCGUUGCCAAGUCCUACGCCCGUAUGCUGUACAACGACUACGUCGCCUCGCCCACCUCCGAGCAGUUCGGCUCUGUUCCCGAGGAGAUGCGUGACAUCGAUUACGAGACCUCGCUCGCAGACCGCAACAUUGAGAAGACCUUCGUCGGUCUCUCCAAGAAGCGCUUCGCCGAGCGUGUCCAGCCCAGCAUUGAGGUCCCUACUAACUGCGGAAACAUGUACACCGCAAGUGUGUACUCGGGCCUCUGCGCUCUCCUCAAGAAUGUCGACUCCGAGACUCUCCAGGGCAAGAGGGUGGGUCUAUUCUCCUACGGCAGUGGCCUCGCCAGCUCUCUCUUCUCGAUGACCGUCAAAGGCUCCACCAAAGAUUUCCAAGACAAGUUGAACCUAACCGAGAGACUUGCCGCAAGAAACAUCGUGGCCCCCGAGGUCUACGACUCCAUGUGCGAGCUCCGCCACAACGCCCACGGAAAGAAGAGCUACACCCCCAGCGGCUCCGUCGACACCAUCACCAAGGGCACCUUCUACCUCGUCAGCAUCGACGAUAAGUUCCGAAGGGAAUACGUCAGGAAGGACUAAAUCAUAGACUUCCUUUUCUCAUACGGGUUUCU